Molecule: messenger RNA, 1835 nt
Organism: Lucilia cuprina (Australian sheep blowfly)
Lineage: Eukaryota; Metazoa; Arthropoda; Insecta; Diptera; Calliphoridae
Gene: Cyp4d2
Product: cytochrome P450 4d2
Exons: 4
Coding region: 48-1559 (503 amino acids)
Molecular function (GO): oxidoreductase activity, acting on paired donors, with incorporation or reduction of molecular oxygen; iron ion binding; heme binding
Source: RefSeq, a predicted model, not a curated record
AGAAAAGUGGUUGUAUUUUGAAAUUAAUUCACAUUUGUUUUUGUAAAAUGUUUAUAGAAAUCUUAAUAGUUUUUAUAACUCUGUUACUAUUGUGGGAUUAUAUAUCGAAAAAAAGACGCAAUGAUAUGUUAAGCUAUAUGCCGGGCCCAAAAACUUUACCCAUUUUGGGUAAUGUUUUAAUGUAUCGCGGUCAAAGUCCCGAAGAAAUCAUGGAAUUCAUUACCAAUAACAAACAAAAAUUCGGUAAACUUUAUCGCGUUUGGAUCCUACAACAAUUGGCUGUCUUUUCAUCUGAUCCCGACGAUGUAGAAGUGAUCUUAAGCUCUCCUCAAACUAUAACCAAAAAUAAUCUCUACGAACUAUUGCAUCAAUGGUUGGGCACUGGUCUAUUAAUGAGUACGGGAAAAAAAUGGCAUUCCCGACGUAAGAUUAUAACACCCACUUUUCACUUUAAGAUUUUAGAACAAUUUGUGGAAAUAUUCGAUCAACAAAGUGCGGUUAUGGUGAAGAAAUUAUAUGAUAAAGCCGAUGGUAAAACGGCCAUAAAUAUAUUUCCGAUAAUAUGUCUAACGGCCUUGGAUAUAAUAGCGGAAACCGCCAUGGGUGUUAAGAUUAAUGCCCAAAAAAAUCCCGAUUUCCCUUAUGUUCAGGCAGUGACUGCGGUCACCAAUAUAACGGCCCGCCGUUUUGUAAAUGUUUGGCAUCGCAUUAAUUGGAUUUUCCGUUUAACAGCUGCCGAGGAUUAUAAACGUUUGAAUGACAGCAUUAAGCUAAUGCACGAUUUUACCGAAAAUAUUAUUAUGGAGAGAAGACAAACAUUAGAAGAAACGCUCCAGAAAAACUCUCACAUACCGGAGGUGAAUGAAUUUGGUCAAAAGAAACGCAUGGCUUUGCUAGAUGUUUUGCUACAGUCCAACGUAGAUGGUGUGCCUCUUAGCAAUGAGGACAUACGUGAAGAAGUUGAUACUUUUAUGUUUGAGGGCCACGAUACCACCACUAGUGGCAUUUCUUUUGCUUUAUAUUUAAUAUCCCGCCAUCCGGAAGUACAGCAGAAGAUAUUCGAAGAAAUUGUGGAAGUUAUAGGCAGCGAUAAAGAACGUCCCGUAACAUUGCGUGAUUUGGGAGAAUUGAAAUAUUUGGAAUGUGUUAUAAAAGAAUCUUUACGUUUAUAUCCUCCAGUACCCCUAAUCGGUCGUUAUUUCACUGAAGAUGUUGUUAUUCGCGGCAAAAAGAUACCCGCUGGUACUAAUUAUACUGUAGGCAUUUAUAUAACACUACGUGAUCCUUUAUAUUUCCCCGAUCCUGAUGCUUUUAAACCGGAACGUUUUCUCGACGAAAGUAUUAAUAAAAUUAAUCCAUAUGCCUAUAUACCUUUCUCAGCUGGUCCACGUAAUUGUAUUGGUCAGAAAUUUGCCAUUUUGGAAAUGAAGAGCACAAUUAGUAAAAUUAUAAGACAUUUUGAAUUGUUACCACUGGGACCGGAAGUAAGGCCCAUGAUGAAUUUAAUUUUACGCUCGGCUAAUGGCAAUCAUAUGGGUUUGAAACCCAGACAAUAUUAAUAAGACUUAACCUCAUUUUUAUAAUAUUGUUUCAUAACUGAUAGUUAUUCUUCCAGUUAACACUUUUUUUUAUGAGAACUGUCAAUAUAUAGUACCUUAAAGUGAAAAUGGGGGUUAAAUGUUAACCUUUACUAUAAUUAAUUUGUAAUUGAAUUAAAUUUUCUUAGAAAUAUAAAAUUUUAUAAAAAAAUCAAGGAAAUUUAAUAUAUUUAUACAAAUCAAGGACGCAAAUACGUGUAUCUAUUCUAGUAUAUUGUCUAGUCUAGUCUAGUCUAU